AUGCCUAGAAGUAAAAAUGCCAAGCCCGCAAAGCGGAAAUCCGCAGCCAACCCAGUGCCAGCAUCGACUACAGGUGGUCCCAAAAGAAAAAGGGGAUCUGUGACCCCAGUAGAGGAAAACACACCCUGUACAGAUAUUAUUGCUACUUCAAGCAUGGCUGACAUUAGUUCCAGUAAGGAACCUGAGCCAGAGGUCAAUUUAGAUACAACAGGUUUGGAAUGGAUAUUGAAGCAAGAGUCGGGUCAGAAAUCUGUAGUGCAUUACUUAGAUGAUUUUUUGUUUGCUGGUAGGGCAGGUAGCAAUGCAUGUAAUGAACUUAUGUCAUUGUUUGUGGAGCUCUGCGAGCAGUUAGGUGUCCCCUUAGCUGACGAUAAAACAGUGUGGCCUUCAACUUCCCUGACCUUUUUGGGUUUUCAGUUUGAUUCAGUUGAAAUAAUGUUAAGAAUUCCAGUUGAUAAGGUAAAUAGUUUAAAGGAUUUGAUCAAUAGUUUUAUGUUAAGAAAGAAGGCUACUCUAAAGGAAUUUCAGGCUCUUGCAGGUUUGUUGAAUUUUUGUUUGCGUGCAAUUCCGUCAGGCCGAGCUUUCACUAGGCGUAUUUAUGACAUCAUGCAAGGAGUCUGUAAUCCACAUCACUUUAUCAGGGUUUCUUUGGCAGUUAAGGAGGACUUGGGUGUGUGGCUUAUAUUUUUAGAUUUGUUCAAUGACUGCUUUUACUUUCCACAAAUUGACUGGAUAGAUGAUGAUCAAUUUGAAUUAUUUACUGACAGUGCAGGAAAUUCAGAAUUAGGUUGUGGUGCUUUCUUUAAGAAUCAUUGGUUGCUUUUUAAAUGGCCAAGUGAGUGGGCUGGUACUGAAGUAAUCAGGGACAUCACAUUCCUUGAACUUGUUCCAAUUGUUUUGGCAUUUCAUGCUUGGGGAAUUUCAGCGUUUUCGGUCACUUGCACCCCUAGCAGACUUGGAGCCAACAUCAAUUCCAGAGUCCUUUCAAACCAUCAUCUCCAGACUGAAUUUGACAGAUUAGUUCAGAGUUCCAUUUCAGCAAAAACAAGACUUGCUUAUCAGACAGGUUUAGUUGAAUUUGAUUGUUUCAGGUUAUCUUGUGGGUUACAUCUGAUUUGGCCUCCUGAUGAAAAACAGAUUAUAGAAUUCGUAGCUAGUUAUUCAUUAAAGGGUCUGUCUUCUGCUACUGUAAGGACAUAUCUGUCAGGUACAUGUAUAAGCUUUAAAUGUAAACUAAUUGGUAACCGAGACCCCACCCAAAACUUUGUUAUCAAAAAGAUGGUGGUAGGCAUGUCAAGACUGCAAAGUUCAGUAGAUGCUAGAUUGCCAAUUACACCAGAUUUGUUGGGGAAAAUAUUGAAUGUACUCCCAAUUGUCUGUAGAUCAUCCUAUGAAACUACAUUGUUUUCAGCAGAUUUUUCAUGCUCAUUUUUUGGCCUAUUUAGGGUUGGGGGAUUGGUCUUAGAUAGUAAGAAAAGUAGUAGUUCUCAUGCCUUGGAUGCCACAAGCAUCCAAUUCUCCAAGGACAAUUCAGAUGUUAAAAUUCAUUUGUCUCAUUCUAAAACUGACCAGUUUGGAAAAGGGGUUGUUUUGGUUCUACCUGCAGUUGAGGGAAAGAUAUGUCCAGUCAAGCUACUAAAACAAUAUUCAGUUCAACGUCCCGUGACUAAAGGCCCCUUUUUCUGUCACUUCGACAAGUCACCAUUAACACGCUAUCAAUUCAAUGCCAUUUUGAAAAAGUCUUUGUCAUGCAUUGGGGUAGACAAUAAUAAGUACAAGUCACAUUCCUUUGGGAUAGGUGGUGCCACAACAGCUUCUAUUAACGGCAUGUCAGAUGAUCAAAUUCAAGAAUUUGGUCGUUGGGGAUCGAAAGCUUACAAGAGAUAUAUAAGAAUACCAACCUCAAAUUUGAUUGAUGGCUAAAGAUUCAAUCAGUUGUAUUACUUUUAGCACCUCAAGCCAAAUAGCUGGAUAGGUUUUCUAAUACCAGGCUGGAAAUGUUAUAUUAAAUAUAUAUUCAAUUUUUGUUUACAUAUAUUUCAGAGGAAGUAAG
Messenger RNA from Saccostrea cuccullata (small rock oyster), 2053 nucleotides. RefSeq lists its product as uncharacterized. Lineage: Eukaryota; Metazoa; Mollusca; Bivalvia; Ostreida; Ostreidae. Bases 1 to 1923 code for a protein of 640 amino acids. Gene Ontology annotation, biological process: DNA integration; DNA recombination. Gene Ontology annotation, molecular function: DNA binding. The record is from RefSeq and is a predicted model, not a curated record. The transcript has 3 exons.